AUGGCCGAGUCACACUCCGAGUCAACCUCCGACUCACCCACCACCACGUCCUCAACGCCCGCUCAAUCCGCCACUGUCGCUAUUUCAACCCCACAAUCUCACCAUGCCUCCUCCUCCUCCUCCUUCCCCGAGAUCCCAAUCGAGAUCGUCAGCGAAGAAGAAAUGGCUAUCCUCGACGCAAUGCUCGCAGCCACGCGCUCCAUCCUCCCUUCCGCGAUCCGCUCCGCUUCUUCUCCUUCACGAAGCCCAAAGGCCAUCCGCUCGAUGACCAUAUUCUCGAAAAGAAAACUCUCCGCUUGUUCGGAUAUCGAAGACUCUUACUUGCAUCGGUUCAGAAGAAACCAAGCUCUGAGUGUCACGGAUCUCACCGGCACAGAAUGGUGUGAGAAACAAAUGGAGAAUCUUCUUUGUUUUGGAAGGAGGAAAGUCAACAAAGCCAUGAAACUUGGUCAGGCUCGUCAUUUAGAGCUUGAAGAAGAGGUAGUUACAAAGGUCAAAGUAAAAGUGGAAUCAAAUGAAGAUAAAUGGGCACUGAAGCUGUUAAGUUCAAUCGCAGGUGUUAAUCAAUACUUGUUUGAAGGACGAACCCGUGAAUUAUUAGUCUUAGGAUUCGUUGGAGGUCAAUGGAUUAUAGGAAUUAUUGAUGAGGUUCGAAACGCAACAGCAGAAGAGUCUUCUGAAAUUGGACCGUUGUUGAUAGAUACAAAGACUCGAGUCCGUGACACACUCCCUGCUGAGCCACAAAGAAGGAAUGGAAGAUUUCAGUUGAUGCUUUACAAGAUGCUAUGGGACAGUGUUGUGAAAGAAAAGUUCCAGACAAAACGCUUUUUCGAUUACUUCUCUUUGGAUCGGCACUACGUUCUAUCGAAAGAUGUAAGAGAUAACAUUGCUAAUGCAGGUAUCCCAGCACAGACACUUGAAGAGAUAGUUAGGUACUAUGAGAACACUUUCAAGAUGCUUCCGCUAGCAAACGAUCAAUUACUAAUACGGUACGAGUUUCAAAAGGACCAAUCGAUAAUAGCUGAGAUUAGGUUCCAACAUGAUCAUGAAUGGAUGAUGAAAAAAUAUACAGAGCUCACUGAAUUCUGGAGGAGUGAACGAGAAGCUGAGUACACUCCAGAAGAAGAACGUUGGAAAUGCCGAUAUUGCCAAUUUGCUAAGUCUUGCCUUGGAAACCCGAGUCUGGAAUCUCUUGCGUCGAGCUCACCACCCAGAGAAACUCCUCCUUUAGCAAACUAG
Messenger RNA from Microthlaspi erraticum, 1239 nucleotides. NCBI's taxonomy places the organism in Eukaryota, Viridiplantae, Streptophyta, Magnoliopsida, Brassicales, Brassicaceae. The record is from the annotation of a GenBank genome assembly.